UAAGCGUUUCGAAUGGCGGCACGUGAACUCAUGGGCCGGGCCGUGCAAACAGAGAGGUGGCAGGCGUGCAACUUUUUGGGAUUCCUCCGGCUUCCUUCUUUCUCCCUGUAGAUUUGUUUUCGGUUGUUCUCUUUGUCAACCCGGCUGCAGGGUUGACGUGGUCUAGAGGAGGCGGGACCGAUUUGUUGAAAAUCGACAGUCAUCUCUCUCCCCUCUCCAAAGCGAUGAAAUCCUUCGGAGGAAGGCACGGCCAUCGCCAUCCCCAAGAGGAAAACCCAUGCUGAGAGGAAGCCCAGCAUGCCUUCUCCAUCGGGCAAGCCUUGAGAAUAUCUUGGCUGCGCCUGCACAUUGAGAGACGUUCUUGGGGACUAUCGCAUCUCGAAUUGUUACCCGAGGAAUAAGCUUACGUACCGAUGGAGAAGCCCAAGCUUGGGAAGCCGGUGAUUUGCUCCACCAUCGUGUUCCUGGGAACGCUCGCCUUCUCCUGCUCCGUCGCAGCCGAAUUCAAGAAAGUAAAGGCAAAGGAUAUGAAGCUGGAUGGAAGCCUCUGUUCGUUGCCGAGGAGCUCCGCUUUUGGGUUGGGGAUCGCCGCGGUCGUCUGCCUUUCAAUAGCCCAGAUUGUUGGGACCUCCGCGGUAUGUAUUCACUCAGGAGACAACAAGAGUAGGAGAAGCCGAAUCGUCUCCAUCACCCUAUUGGUUUUAUCUUGGUAUGCAACGUUUUCGAUCUUCUUGCUCGUCUCCACCACCUUAUUGGUUUUAUCUUGGAUCAGCUUUGGAUUGGCAACGAUUCUAUUAGCCGCCGGGUCGAGCAUGAACGCCGGACAGCCCUAUGGGAAAGGAUGGAUAAAUGGGAAUUGCUACAUGGUCAGGAAUGGAGUAUUCCUCGGUGCGGCCGUACUCAUCGUUCCGACCGUAGUUUUCACUGUGCAAUGGGAGCGACGAUCCACCAUCGCAUGCACCCAUCUAGACGAGGAAGCUGGGAGGGAUCAUCAGCAACGGGAAGUAAUUAAGCCUAGAUGACGGAAACGACUGACCUUUGUUUGAGGUGUGCUUGGUUGGAAUUCAUUCCUGCACAACAUGGCUGGCCAUGGAGGAUCGAAGGACCCCAGCCAUCUUUUUUUUUUUUUUGCGUAAGGAGUAAGGACCACAACUUUCAGCAUCAACAAAAAAAGGAGACGCAUCCAACCGAGGAUGUCUGGGCCCGCCGUCCAGAAUAGGAUACUCUUGCAGCUGGGUGGUGGUGGUCUAUAAAGGAUGGCUGCAAUUGGUCUCCUCCCUUUACCGCCACCAAAAUCUCAUGUUGUUCCUGGACACACAGAAAUACAGAGACUAUUACAUUUUCCCUUUUUUUUUUUUCAAUCUAUCUUUUGCUAUUCAUUAAACCCCAGCAAAGGCAUUUAAUUUUUUUUGUCAUGCCUUUUGAAGUAUUCUCGUACAGUCGACAAAUAUGGGCGGCUUCGUUUACAUUUUCUCCUA
This is a messenger RNA of Phoenix dactylifera (date palm), 1478 nucleotides long. RefSeq names its product protein MODIFYING WALL LIGNIN-1-like. Lineage: Eukaryota; Viridiplantae; Streptophyta; Magnoliopsida; Arecales; Arecaceae. The record is from RefSeq and is a predicted model, not a curated record.